CCAUAACAAGAUUGAUUGCGCUGCCAUGGAGACAGAAUCGCCAUUUCCGCUAGCAGCGGCAACCAAAGCAUGCCUUGAAAGCUUCUGUCAUCUUGUAUCGAUUCUGGAAACGCGAAAAGACUUUCAACAUAAAGAGUUAUCUGCAGAAUUGGCGAAGAACCAGCGGGAUCGCUUCAAAGUCUGGGCGGCCGGCCUGGGGGCACUUGCAAACGGGAACGCGUCACUCGACUUCCGUUUGAUGGAGGCAUCACUUGUGAAAGACACCAUUUUGAGGUUUCUCGCCGACUUGGAUACCUUUAUAUGCAGAAACGAUCUGAUUGUGAACGGUUCAAGCAAGCCCGUGGAAGAAGCUUUCUGUGUAACUCGUGACGACGAUUCGGAAUCAAGUGAUGGUAGCGUUUCAGCCGAGACCAUCCAGUACGAUGAUGUCAAAAAUAAUGUACAGAGCGAGAUAGGCUACAACUCGUCUCGAAUCGACCAAACACUCGCAGCACUCGUCAAAAUAUCAUUCCAAAUUAGAGGGUCUUCUUCUAGGACGACACAGUUGAAUCAAAGAGCCUUGUCAUACAAGGAACCUCCCAAUCCUGAAGACCCAUCAGUACUUGACAUUCUGGGAGGGUACUCGUAUUUUGACUAUCGACAUGUGGAGGAAUAUUUUCGACUGGUAAGAAAAGAAACGACGGAUCAGUCUCGCGAACAGAGCUAUGGACAAUCUCAUGAACCGCCUCCAAGUUCUGUGCCAUUCAUGGAACCAGAGAACUCGUUCGGCUUAUAUCUUGUUCAGCGUUGGGGUAAGUCCAUCACCGACCGCAGACGGGUUUUUGCAUAUUGGCGAAGACAUGCCCGGAAACUGGCCAGGGAUGAGUUUCCGUCUGCCAUUCGAGACAUCAAGCAGACGAUGCCGCUGGUCUCCCCAAGCGAGGUUUAUGGCGAGGAUGCUGAGCACGUCAGACUAUCUCUUCCUUCUCAACCAAAGCUCGUCCCCCUUGCCCCGACUGGCCCAGCAUUUGAUUCUGUCAGUCCGACAAUUUAUUCUGGAACCGAAGCCUCAAGACCCAUAUCCGGCGAUUUGAGCGCCGACACCGAUUCGGUUGUAUCGUAUUGCUCGACUGCUCUCGAUCUCAGCGGCAACGCGACAGAGCUCCCUCCUUCACCAGUAGUGGGAGGAGGUCAGAAAGAGUUCAUCUGCCCAUGCUGUUGCGUAGUUUGUCCUGCAAAAGAGGGCAAAGACAAACGCUGGCGGGAGCAUAUUCUACGAGAUCUCCGACCUUAUAUGUGCACUUAUGAUCAGUGUGAUGAAGACGAAGUCAUGUAUUCGAGUAGAUUUGCCUGGGUAGAUCACGAAUCGCAAGCUCAUCGCAGAGUUUGGCGCUGCUUCGAGCACCAUGAUUUAUUCAAAACGCAGGCAGGUUUGGCCAAACAUUUACACAGCUCACAUCCAAGCCUAGGGGAAUCUCAGAUCGAGACAUUGGCUGAGCUCUCACAUGCAAGCAUCAAGGAUGAACGCCAGCUUUGCCCGUUCUGUCUCACUUGCGGUCCCUUUGAGAAAAGCCUUGUCAAUCACAUGGCUUCUCAUAUGGAAAGACUUGCCUCCUUCGCCGCACCACGGUCUUAUGGUAAUGAAGACAAAUCCGUUCCUGGUAGCAACACCAACGACAAUGGAAUGAGCAACUACUCCCGAGAUUCGCUUGGAUCUGUGGACCUCAUUUUUUCGGAAUCAGAUCCUCCGAACUUACCUCGAUCCAACAACGCAAUUCCGCCGCCAACAUCUGACGAUUAUGCUUGCCACUACUUCAAGCGGUGGCCACUGACACAUCUAUCGUGCGGAUCCCGUCAACUUGGCAUGAAAUCGACACGGCAAGUUGUUGAGCACUUGAAAAGCCAUCAUGCAGCAACACCCAUCCAGUGCCCUACUUGCUACCGGAUUUUUGACAAGCCUGAUAAUUGUCAGAAACAUACUGCGGCGGCAGCUUGUUCACCUCCCGAAACAAUUCCAUCCCCAGGUUGUAUACAACCUGGCAUGCUUUCUUCGUUCGAUAUGAUAUUAGAGAAGGAUUGGAAUGACGAUGAUCGAUGGCCACUGUCGCACCUCGUGAACCAAGAGGCUGUUACCAAGUUGGAGUUCCUUGAUGGCCAGACUGAGAAGAUUUCAGCGGCGAUAAUACUCUCGACUCCUCGUGUACGAGAUUAUCAUGGAAGAGGCCGCACAAACAUCAAAGAAUCUCAUGCCCAAGCAGUGAAGACGGGGCAUGCGGAGCUGUUCCGCAAAAUGAAAUUGCGGAGAGGAGACGAGGGUGCAGAACUGCUCUGUCUAGCUACAGAAGUGGAAGACCUUUCUAUAAUGUCCUUUCUGCUGGCUAAUGGUGCCGACCCCAAUUUUACCGAUGGAACAAGAACAACGCCCUUGUGGAUUGCUGCUGGCAAAGGCUAUUUUGAAGCCACUCAACGCCUGGUCGAAGCAGGAGCACAAGUCGACAUGAUCAAUCAUGCAGAUCAAUCGCCCCUGUUCAUCGCUGCUGCUGAAGGCCAUGUCAAUGUCGUGCAAUAUCUGUUAAAGUGUGGAGCAGAUUCAAAUUGGGAAGAUCGAGAUAGUAGGACUCCACUAGCCUUUGCAUUCUGCAAACGCCACGAAGAUGUCGUUAGGCUUCUCAUGGAAUACGCCGCGCCACGUUAUCGUAAGUACAGGCUAUCUGGGGCUAAAAGAGCCGCUUUAAGACCAAUAACGCCAUUAAGACGGGCAAGGCGGUUUCUUGACGAUAGUGAUGCGCCUAAGGGAGCAUCCUACAUAUCGGAUUCGUCCGACUAG
This is a messenger RNA of Colletotrichum scovillei, 2806 nucleotides long. Its product is annotated as ankyrin repeat protein. The transcript has 4 exons. NCBI's taxonomy places the organism in Eukaryota, Fungi, Ascomycota, Sordariomycetes, Glomerellales, Glomerellaceae. Bases 26 to 2806 code for a protein of 926 amino acids. The record is from RefSeq and is a predicted model, not a curated record. Gene Ontology annotation, molecular function: protein binding.